This is a messenger RNA of Paramuricea clavata, 477 nucleotides long. Lineage: Eukaryota; Metazoa; Cnidaria; Anthozoa; Malacalcyonacea; Plexauridae. The record is from the annotation of a GenBank genome assembly.
AUGGCGGUCGUUGUUGAUCCUUGUGAAAUACUCAACGUUUGUGCGAACGAAACUAACAACAAAACCUACGAGAAUUUGUUAAAGUAUAAAGAAUACUUCCAAGUGCAACCUGACAAGAAAAUUAAAUGGCUAGGAAAUUUUGACGAACUGAAAUGCUUGAUAUUUGAUUUGUUUGGUGCCGAUGGGAAAUGGAGUUCGCCGAGAGGCUCAGCAAAGGCAUUUCGAAACGAUAAAAUAACUAUUACAUAUUACACCAACAAGAAAUCUUUGUUAUUUCAAGGCCAAGAAGGUAACCGUUUGAAAGAGGUUAUAUUAAAUCAAUCAAGUAAGAGUUCUGACUUGUUUACGGACAGUAUAGUUAGUCAUGAAUCUAUCAUUUGUGUUUCAAACAACGAUAACCUGUUACAUGCAAGUCAAACCGUGGCCAAAACAGCUAAAAUAUCUAUGAUUAGCGACAAUACUAGAUCUAAAAGCGAG